UACCCCGUAUCUGUGGAUGACAUCGCCCAGAGAGAGUUUAUGGGCUCCAAAGUAUCAGUCCAAACAGUCAAAGAAGGGGCAAUAAAAUCUAGAGGUCUUUGCUAUUUUUGAUGGUGUAAUAAUUGUUGCAUAACAUUUUUUUUGUCAGAUUAAAGACCAAGAUAGGUUUCUUCAGACUGGUUCAAAUGGAACCACUGUUGAACCUCUCCAAGGAUGCAGAUGCAGUGCACUAUCAGUAUUUGGUUUGUGAACAAUGAAACUCUCUGGCUAUGAAUCAACAUUGCACUACUCCUGGGGGGGUGGGGAAGGCAAAUAUCUGGUAGAAAGGUGAUGAGGAAGAUCUGAGGCUUGGGCAGACAGCUACUGGAAGGUGAUACCUGGAGUCUGAGUUUGUGAACAUGCCUUCAUACAUCAAGGGCUUGGAAUCUACUCUGAUUGGAAUGCAAAGAUGGGGUUCCUGAUACCUGCCAAUCACCUAAAGAGGGCUCAAAUCGGUGUGUAGAAUCUGAAAGCGUAGCCAUUGUUGAUGAAACUAAGGGCAUGAAGGACAAGCCGGAGGCCAGAGCCAGUUGAACAGAGGCCAAGACAGAGGAAAGGACUUCAGCCUGAGAAAUGUCUAGUCUCAACUGGCAGCCCUUUGUUUAUGGUGGUUUGGCCUCUAUCACUGCAGAGUGUGGUACUUUUCCCAUCGACUUGACCAAAACUCGCUUGCAAGUUCAGGGUCAAGUGAGUGACUCUAACUUCAGAGAAAUCAGGUACAGGGGAAUGGUUCAUGCACUUGUCAGGAUAUGCAGAGAAGAAGGUUUAACAGCUCUGUAUUCUGGGAUAGCCCCAGCUAUGCUCCGCCAAGCCUCAUAUGGUACUAUAAAGAUGGGUACGUACCAGACCCUGAAACGUCUGUCUAGGGAUCAGCCUGAAGAUGAGACUUUGAUCACUAAUAUGUGUUGCGGGAUUCUCUCUGGAGUAAUCUCAUCCACUAUUGCCAAUCCUACUGAUGUACUGAAGAUCAGAAUGCAAGCUCAAAGCAACCUGGUGAAUGGAGGUAUGAUUGGAAAUUUCAUUUCCAUUUACCAACAAGAAGGAACUCGAGGACUGUGGCGGGGGGUCUUCCUUACUGCUCAGAGAGCAGCUAUUGUUGCUGGAGUGGAGUUGCCAGUGUACGAUCUCACCAAGAAGAACCUAAUCUUGUCAGGAAUGAUGGGAGACACCAUCCACUCGCAUCUUGUCUCCAGUUUUGUUUGUGGUAUGGUGGGAGCAGUUGCCUCUAAUCCAGUUGAUGUUGUGAGAACGAGAAUGAUGAACCAGAGAGUCAUAAAGGGUCAAAGUCACUUGAUAUACAAGGGUACAGUGGACUGCAUAUUAAAGACCUGGAAGUAUGAAGGGCUCUUGGCGUUAUAUAAAGGAUUCUGGCCAAAUUGGUUAAGACUAGGACCGUGGAACAUCAUUUUCUUUGUAACGUAUGAACAGCUGAGGAACAUUGAUAUUUAAUGUACUGUCCAGCAGCUUAUUGCUUUGCGUGUGUGGCCUCUAAACACAAUUCAUGCCUUUGGUGCUUCAGUUCCUCCAGCACAUUGGAACAGGUCAAUGGAAGUAAACAAAUGCCAAUUUCUCUUGUUUUGUUCUGGUAAAUUAUCUUGUACAAAUUUGCAGUCACUUUUCUGUUUGUACAGAUGGCAUUCUAUCACUGUGUAUGGUGCAGGACAUUAUUGAUUUUAUUCUCUUACCGUCUGAAAAGAUGGAUCACGUUCUUUAUUUACGAAGGUUCAUGUAAGUUUUUUAAUGCAUAGAUGUAGAGGACAUUGAAUGUAAAAUGCCUUAAUGACUAGGAAAGAGUCAACAAACCAGGAGAUCAAUAUGGUAAAUAGUGAAAAAUAAAUUUUUCCUAUUUUUAAAAUCAACUUAAGUAGUGAUA
Callorhinchus milii (elephant shark) is the source of this 1912-nucleotide messenger RNA. It is a transcript of the gene slc25a14, whose product is annotated as solute carrier family 25 member 14. Lineage: Eukaryota; Metazoa; Chordata; Chondrichthyes; Chimaeriformes; Callorhinchidae. The record is from RefSeq and is a predicted model, not a curated record. The coding region runs from base 613 to 1488 and encodes 291 amino acids. Gene Ontology annotation, biological process: transmembrane transport. The transcript has 13 exons.